AUGGGUAAAGGACACGAUCUUGAAGGUGAAUGUGAUCAAAAAUGAAUUGUAGGCUUUUUCUAUAUCUUAAAUACCCAAGUAGGAAUAGGGGUCUUAAGUCUCCCAUGAGCCUAUUCAAAAGCAGGCUGAUCAAUAGGUAUUUUAUCAGCUUUUAUCGUUUAUAUUUAUUCCUCUUUACUCGUUUUUCAAGUAUUACAAACAUUAAGUCGCAUGAGUGUUCUCUAUGAGCUAAAAGACCGUGGAUAUAUAAUUAAACCAUUAAAGCCAAACCAAUUAUACAAUUAAAUAUAAAUUACCUAAAAAAAAGCCAUAUUUUAUAUAAAAUUCCGAUUUAACUUAUAUAGAAUAACUAAAAAAGUAAACCCUAAAGACUUUUUAAUUCCUCCUCAAGAAAAUGCAGAAGAGCAAUAUCUUAUAGAGCCUGAAGACCUAUUACCUUAUAUAGACAAUAAACGCUAUGAUUUUUGUGAAAUCGUAAUAACUUUAUUUGGAUACAGAAUUGGCGUCCUUUUUACAGUUAUCAUAUUUCUCGGCUUUUAUGGGACACUUAUCGGCCUCGCCACAGUAUUUGCCUCUUCCGCAAUAAAAUAUUUGCCGAUUUAUCAUGAUACCUGCAAUAUUUAUGAUGACUCAGAUUUCGAUGGCGACUGCAGGGCAAAGUAUUGGAUUUUUUUAGCAUUUUUUGCUGCGGUGACUACAUCUUUGACAGUUUUAGGUCUAGUUAAGCAAGCAGUGCUACAGAUCGCCAUGUGUUCUAUAAGAUUAAUAGCUUAUAUUACUAUAUUAGUAACGUCAUGGUAUGCAAUUUUUUCUGACACAAAAUUAGAUGACACAGGCGCCAAUGAAGCUGAUCCUGAUACUAUGGACUUUUAUUAUAUUGGGCUUUGCUUUCCGAUAGUUCUUAUGUCGACGUAUUUUCAUAGCGCUAUUCCGACGUGUAUACAGUAUGUUAAGGAUAAACGAGAAACAGCUCCUAAGAUAUGCUUUUUGUCGCUGUCUAUAGUGUCAUUAUUAUUUUUGUGUAUUGGAUUAUUGGUAGAUAUGUUUUUAAACAAUUUUUUUUUAUUUUAAAGAAAAAAUAUAAUUUAAAUUACAUAAGUUUUGUUUUUCCCAAAAAUGGAUUAAUUGUACCUUUUGCUGUUGAAAAUGUAGAGAAAAUGAUCAACCUAAAUUGGUAUGACUAUUCCGCUGGAGAUAACCCAUCAGAAAGGCCUACGUGGGCUUAUAUUAUAGCUGGAUUUAUCGUUAUAUGCCCAGCUAUUGAUGCUAUGUCAAUUUUUCCAAUUUGCGCAAUAAAUUUGUGUGAUAAUCUUACAAGCGUUUUUCACAGCCACUUUGGGGAAAGAGAGCUUACAUGUCGACAAUUGACAUUUUAUAGGCUAAUUUGUUCCCUUCCACCUGUUGUAAUUGCAGGGAUUUUUUAUGAUUUAAGCUAUAUUUCAGCAUUCAAAGGGAUUAUAUCGAUUUUGGUGUCUGGAAUUUUUAUCCCGCUUUCAGCGAUUGCAACGAGAAAAUUGGUACCAAAUCAAGGAGGCUAUGAUACGAAAUUUAAUGAUGUAAAAACUGCUUGGGGAACGUUGGUAUUUAGUGUUGCUGCUGUAUCUGCAAUUUUGGUGCUCAUUAUCAUUUAUUUGUCUUUGGGAGACAUAUAA
Molecule: messenger RNA, 1652 nt
Organism: Blepharisma stoltei
Lineage: Eukaryota; Ciliophora; Heterotrichea; Heterotrichida; Blepharismidae
Source: the annotation of a GenBank genome assembly